This is a messenger RNA of Prunus armeniaca (apricot), 756 nucleotides long. The record is from the annotation of a GenBank genome assembly. Lineage: Eukaryota; Viridiplantae; Streptophyta; Magnoliopsida; Rosales; Rosaceae.
AUGAGCAAGGCGCCGCUAUUGUCACAACCACUUCCUGGAGAAGUUCUCUUUCUCUACCUCUCGGUAUCCAUCAUUGCCGUCAGCUCUGUGUUGAUAUGGAAGCCAGAGAAGGCCAAACUACCAAUUUUCUAUGUCAGCAAUGUGCUGCAGAGCGCAAAACUUUGGUAUCCCCCCUUGGAACAGCUAGCACUAGCCUUUGUUGUCUCAGCUCGAAGGCUCCGUCCAUACUUCCAAGCGCACGAGAUCGCGGUCCUAACCAAUCAAUUCAUUCGGCAAGUACUCCAAAAGCCAGAAACGUUCGGCCGAUUGCUAAGACCUGCGGAGAAAGGACAGGCCAUCGCUGACUUUAUUUUCGAGCUCACACCUUCGGUUGCAUCAGAGCUAGCCAAUCCAGAUGCUGGGGAACCAGGAGAGCAGGAUGCUGAACGCUUCGAUCCUUCUGUUCCUCUAUGGAUUUUGCAUGUCGAUGGCUCGGCAAAUCAACAAGGUUGUGGAGCUGAUCUGGUGUUGACUACUCUAGACGGAGCCAAGGUCGAAUAUGCCUUCCGAUUCAACUUCAGAACCUCUAACAACGAGGCAGAGUAUGAAGCUCUCUUGGCCGGCCUUCGGCUAGCCAAGAGCAUGAGCGCAGAACAUAUCAGCAUUUACAGUGACUCUCAGCCAACGGCAGACUUCGCAGCCAAGGAUGCCUCCAUGUCGGCCUACCUAUCGACAACCCACCAACUACUUCAAAAAUUCCAAGCCUACGAGAUUUGA